CUGAGUGAAGCCAGAGAUCAGCAGCAGAUAGAAACAUGCAGCAGGUAGUUUGGAUCAGUCUGGUUCUGCUGAAUGUCGUCUGGAUCUCCUUCUUUUUAACUCCAGAUCUGGACUUCUCAGUGUUUGUGCAGAGGAGAAGAGUCAGCAGCUCUGACGAGACGUUCAUGACGAAGUUCUGCCUUCAGCCGGACUCUGACAGGAAGUGGACGUCUGCUGGACCUUCAGCCAGCGGUCCAGAUGAAGACGUCAACACCGUCACAGAACCCACUGUGAACAGAAAGAAAACUCAACAUGAAGAAUCCAACCCAGACGACAAGUUUCCAACAUCUGCAGCUCCUGAUCCUGAUGGGAACAACUUGGGUGAACCGACCGUAUCUGCUCACGAACAGAGACUGACUUCACCACCAGGAUUGAGCUCCAGCUCUGAUCUUGUUGCAACGAUUCCAACAACUCCCAGAAAUCAGAUGGACGUCGGCCGAACCGGUCAGCAGGAACCACUCACUACUGUCAGACAAACGAGUCUAGGUUUUCCUAAAGAGUGCUGCUUUGUGUUAAUGAAACGACACGUGAACAAGAAGCUUAUCGCUUCCGUUGAUUUGACUGAUCCCCGCUGCCCCAUUAACGCAGCCAUCUUGAUAACAAAAAAGGCACAACUUCUCUGUGUGGAUCCAACGGAAUCCUGGGUGAAAAGGAUUAUUUAUUUUCUCCAGACAAGGGAUUUGAAUGGACUGACUCUGUCCACUCCUUACAAAAGCCUGACUCUCUCUGAGGUCAGUUCAUCACCGAUGCCGAGGCAGGAGAUUCCAACGACUCCACGACAUCAGAAGAUCAACAUCACCCUCAGCCCACCCAGAACAGAACCAGAACGUGGAGCUGGUCCGGUUGAGUGCUGCUUUCAAAUUCGCAAAACUCCCAUCGACGGAAGAGAGAUCGCUUCGUUUCACGUGACUGAUCCUCUGUGCCCCACAAGUGCAGCUGUCUUAAUAACAAGCAGGGCACGCAGGAUCUGUGUGGAUGGACAGCAACUGUGGGUGAAGAAAAUUAUUGAGCAUCUGGAGAACAUAUCCCUUUAAAGGGUCUGCCGUCUGUUCUGCUUCAUCAGAUCAUGUGAAGAACAAUAAAGCACAUGUGGAAAAGUGA
Molecule: messenger RNA, 1140 nt
Organism: Xiphophorus hellerii (green swordtail)
Lineage: Eukaryota; Metazoa; Chordata; Actinopteri; Cyprinodontiformes; Poeciliidae
Exons: 9
Coding region: 36-1073 (345 amino acids)
Biological process (GO): immune response
Cellular component (GO): extracellular region
Molecular function (GO): chemokine activity
Source: RefSeq, a predicted model, not a curated record